AUGGCAACGGGCCCCCGGGGCGGCGGGCGGGGCGCGGCGCUGGCGCUGGGGCUGGCGCUGGCGCUGGCGCUGGGGCCGGGGCCGGGGCCGGGGCCGGGGCCGGCCCGGGCGGCGGGGCCCGUGGUCCGCUGCGAGCAGUGCGACGCCCGGGCGCUGGAGCAGUGCAAGCCGCCGCGGCCCGACUGCGCCGAGCGGGUCCGGGAGCCCGGCUGCGGCUGCUGCCUCACCUGCGCCCUGCGCCGCGGCCGCCCCUGCGGCGUCUACAGCGAGCGCUGCGCCGCCGGCCUCACCUGCCAGCCCCCGCCCGGCGAGGCCCGCCCGCUCCAGGCGCUGCUCGACGGCCGCGGCCUCUGCACCGACGCCGCCGACGCGCCGGGGAAGCUGCGAGCCCUCCUGCUGCAGGGCCCCUCCAGGACCGGCAAUUCCAGUGAUUCCGAAGAAGACCGGAACACCAGUAGCCUAGAGACCCAGGCCAUACCCAAUGCUCACAGGGUUCUGGACUCCAAGCCUCAUCCGCAUCACACCAAAAUAGAUAUCAUCAGAAAAGGACAAGCCAAAGAUCAGCAACGCUAUAAAGUGGAAUAUGAUUCACAAAGUACAGACACACAGAAUUUCUCUUCUGAAUCCAAGCAGGAAACUGAAUAUGGUCCUUGCCGCAGAGAAAUGGAGGACACGUUAAACCACCUAAAGUUUCUGAACGUCUUGAGCCCACGGGGUGUUCACAUUCCAAACUGCGAUAAGAAGGGAUUCUAUAAGAAAAAGCAAUGCCGCCCAUCCAAAGGCAGGAAGAGGGGAAUCUGUUGGUGCGUGGAUAAAUACGGACAGCCUCUCCCUGGAUACGAAGGGAAGGGGAAAGGGGAUGUCCACUGCUACAAUUUGGAGAGUAAAUGAGAGGCGGAUACAGUCUCUUAUGGAAUCUGUGCGCGGCAGGGUAUCCCAUCAGACAGAGACCUUGGCAGGGGUGAGAAGAAGGCAUGAACUGCACUGGAUUUGGAGUUUUGAGUUCUGCCUCCUUCUGAUAAUUCGAGGGAUUUAUAGACUGACUCUCUGGACACUGCAGCUGUGCCCUGCCACUGACACAUUUCCAGCUUUCUAUCCAGUCUAGAGGGAGCUCUGAAUUCCCAAGUAAAUCUGCACUAUCGAUCCCCAGAGAGAGAGAGAGAGA
Tachyglossus aculeatus (Australian echidna) is the source of this 1165-nucleotide messenger RNA. RefSeq names its product insulin like growth factor binding protein 3 (gene IGFBP3). Gene Ontology annotation, cellular component: extracellular region. The transcript is spliced from 4 exons. The record is from RefSeq and is a predicted model, not a curated record. Bases 1 to 891 code for a protein of 296 amino acids. Lineage: Eukaryota; Metazoa; Chordata; Mammalia; Monotremata; Tachyglossidae. Gene Ontology annotation, molecular function: fibronectin binding; insulin-like growth factor I binding; insulin-like growth factor II binding. Gene Ontology annotation, biological process: regulation of insulin-like growth factor receptor signaling pathway.